AUGUCAAUACAAUUAAACAGCGCCAGACAACUAACCUUCCGUCGGACUUUUUUCAGCGGAUGGUUUAAAGCUUGGAGAACCCAGAAGCUCAUUUAUCCUCCAGCAGCUUCUGAGUUUACCACCAAGAACAGGAUUAUUCCCAACUACAUAACAUCCAGUAAUGAAUUGUACGAUUUGAUUUUGUUCAAGGAGCCAGUCUUAUUGAAUUUCACCUAUGCUGAGCCAAAAUCAAAUAAGGUGACCCAGGCACUUUUUGAUGUAUUGAGUGAUGGAAAGAAGUAUCCCAAGCCAGAAAACGAACCUGUGUAUUUGGUCAAUAUCUUGGCCGAUAGCGAAGGAGGACGUGAAUUAAUGUUGCAGUACGUAGUAGGAGGUCAUAUUCCCGCUGUAGUGGUGUUGAAGAAGCAACAGCCGGUAGAUACAUUUGUUCCCAAUUUAGAAAACUUCAGCGAACAGGACUUAGUAGAGUGGAUAAAGACGAUCGAGUAG
Molecule: messenger RNA, 489 nt
Organism: Scheffersomyces stipitis CBS 6054
Lineage: Eukaryota; Fungi; Ascomycota; Pichiomycetes; Serinales; Debaryomycetaceae
Exons: 1
Coding region: 1-489 (162 amino acids)
Source: RefSeq, a predicted model, not a curated record